UGGUGGGUUGGCCGCGUCUUGCGUAUUGCGUGGUACCGGGUAGCGCUUGGCGCGCCCGACAAGUCAUUCGCGCUCGAACGGUGAAGCAGUGCACACCGCGCGCGUCAAGUGCAAUUCGUUAUUCGCGAGCCAAGUGAGCAGAACCGAGCCAAGUCUCGACACGUGUCUCGAGUUGAUUCCUUCCUGAUUGACCUGGAGCAGCGUGGUGAGCGUGUGAACGGGUGCUAGUAGUGCUCAAGCCAACAACCACAGCCGGAGAACCACAAAUCAACGAAUCGAACAUGAGGCCUCCGACGCACUUCGGUAACGACAUUACCAACACCGAGGCCAACGGUGACGAGCAGCAGAACAACAACCAGAACAACCAGAACAACAAUGGAGGCGGAAACAAUAACAGCAGCAGUGGCGGAAACAACACGGACUUUAUCGUCGAGCGGCUCACGCAGAUGGGGGCCACGAUGAUGUUCCCGAAGAUUGCGGGCCGCGGCAUUAUCCGGGUCGUCGAGCGCUGCGACGACGCGAAGGAGAACAGUAAUCUGGACCUCUCCGAAUGCGAACUAAUACAGGUACCGGACGCAGUUUACCAUCUGAUGAGACACACCGAACUGAAAUCAUGUGAUCUGAGCGGAAAUGUGAUAACGAAAAUUUCGCCCAAAUUUGCUGUAAAGUUCAGCCUUAUCACAGACCUCAAUCUGUCCCACAAUCAGAUGUCGAAACUGCCCGAGGAACUGGCCGACCUGCAGUCGCUGACGACGCUGGACAUUUCCCACAACUCGUUCAUCACCCUGCCUGCGGUAGUGUUCAAAAUGCCAAACCUUCGCGAGCUGCGGGCCAACAAUAAUGCCAUCAUCGACAUCGAUCGCGAUGAGAUCAUCGCUUCCGACUCGCUAGAGCUGGUCGAUCUGCGGCACAAUCCCCUCACGCCGAUGUGUCACGAUCUGCUUAAACGCGCGCACGUCUCGUUCCGGAUCGAACUGUCCGAGCGGGAGAAGGAAGAGUGGGAAGAUCUGAUCAUUUGAGCGGUCCGCUCAUCACUGCGUGCGUGCGUGCGUGCUUUUCCUGCCUUCAAGCUGCAUCUUUACAUUAGCGACAGCUACAAAUUAAGUUGCCCCCUUCCCGCGGUAUGGUCAGAUCCUGCGUGAUAGUUGGGACUGGAAGAGGAUAGUGACGAAUCUGGAUCUUGGCUGUUAUGUCUAGAGAUUAGGGAGAGUACUCGCUUCGUGAAAUGACCACACACUGGCCCGUUCUUUGUAUGGCUUCAUUUAGUGCGUAACUAGGGCAACCGAUGGUAUUACUUCGUUCGAGCAUGGAACGUUAUGAGUCGCACCCAGAGUAAGGUCUUUUCCUUUCGAAACUUUCCUUUGCCGAUCCGCCACCAUUUUGCGCUGUAUGUAUUGUAAUUAUAUCAAUGUUUGACGUUGUAAGUGUGAAUAACCGAUUUAAUUUUAAGCAUUAGCGCGAUAGCUUAACCCCAUUUCGUUUUCGUCCAGCUCUCCGGGGCCGUACACACAUUCGUUUAUUUUGUGGAUUUCAUGGGCUGCGGUGCAGAGUACUAUUGGCUAUGGGGCAACAAUUUUGAUCUAGUCAUUGGCGGAUUUGGUCGAUCGCAGACUUAAAAUCGUAGCCGCCACCGUUCACAUGAAGCGGCAAUCGAAAGCGUUACCGGUAGAGGAAAUUGAUCAAAAUUAUGAACAAGAACGAAUCGCUCAGUAGGCAGUGCCCAGCCAUUGUAAAGACUGUAAAUCAAACAAUAAAAACGAAUCGCUGCGAACCCUCUGGGCGGUGCGUCCUCCGGAUUGUGCUUGGAUGGGUUGUGAGUGACCACUAACCGGUAUUUGAAUCGUAUUGGCCCCAGGCGGCCGUGCUUUUUUGUAAAUAGCACCGUGAAAAGGACGAUACAAUCGACAAUAAAGAAUCUUA
Molecule: messenger RNA, 1920 nt
Organism: Anopheles cruzii
Lineage: Eukaryota; Metazoa; Arthropoda; Insecta; Diptera; Culicidae
Gene: Sclp
Product: leucine-rich repeat-containing protein 20
Exons: 3
Coding region: 282-1019 (245 amino acids)
Molecular function (GO): protein binding
Source: RefSeq, a predicted model, not a curated record